GAAAAGAUAUACUUGCAGUCAUGUAUGCAGAUUUCAAACAAACUUUAAAUUUAGUCGAAUGAACCUUGCUGGUUGCAAUCCUGGCAUAAUUUACUUUCUCUCUGAAGUGGACAGGUUGCUUUAUCACAGAGAGGUUAUUUAAUCUAAUUUUUUAAAAUCCGAAGCAUUGACGUCCCUGGAGGGCAAUUAUUGUGAGGCUUUUAUUUUGAAGGUGGCUUCACGAGUUAGCGGCUUCUUACCGUAAUGCAGAGUAUGAACAAAACUAGGAGCGGCUGCCUUGACUUCAGUUGGCUCGAGUCGGUGGGCUGUCGCUUUAAAUAUGUCUGUCGUAAAGGAUCACGGGUAAUACAUCGCCUUUCCCUUCUCGCCAUGUGGAAGGAGGUACCAUCGCGCUUCAGCAAAUUUUCCUGAAUUUGGACCGAAUGUUGUGAAUCCUCGACGCGGGACGCCCCUGAUCACGACUUUAGUGGACUAAAACAUCAUUCGUGCAAUCUUCGUGUCCGGUUGGAGUGGAGCACGUGGAAGCUCCUCGGCCUAGCCUAUCUUAGUUUAUUUUAGCUUAGCUUAUCUUAGUUUAGCUUGCUAACAAAUAAACACGUUGGUGAGCAACACCUCGCUAAGCAGAGAAAAGGCGUGAGAGCGGAAAGUGUUGUGAUCGUCGUGUGAAGAUGGGUGCAAGAAGGACAGCGGAGUACGAGGAGAAACUUCGUGGACCAAAAGAGGAGAAGGAGCCACGACGUCAACUACUGGACGCUUCGUUCAAUCUGCGGCCUCCAACUGUGCUAUGCAGAGCAGAUAACAGUGAACAUCUUCGUCCUGAGUGGCAGGAACCAGAGCCCCCUCACAUCAAAGAAGAAGUGGAGCCCAUUUUGAUAAAAAAAGAGGAGGAAAACUCACGCCCCCACAUCAAACAGGAAGAGGAGGAGGAUAUCACCAAGUUUCCAUCGACUGGUGUUCCUUUGAAGAGUGAAGAUGAAGGUCAAAGUGAGGAGAACAGGGAGAAGGAGUCUCCAAGCAGCAGCUCAACUCAACACAUGACAACAGAAGGUGAUGGAGACCACUGUGGAGGAUCACAAGCAGACGGCCACUUAGCGCCACUAUCAGAUAGUGACGACAUGAUGUCAGACUCUACUCACACUGAUGAAGAUGAUGAUGAUGAACAGUCGGAAGGUGAUAUGACAUGUCACACUGACAAAAAACAAUGGAAAUGUUCUCAGUGUGGGAAAACAUUUGCUUAUGAGAGCAUUUUGAAACACCACAUGAGAACACACACUGGAGAAAAACCUUUUUCCUGCUCAGAUUGUGGUCAAAGGUUCUCUCACAAGGGACACUUGACAAGCCACACAAGAACCCACACUGGUGAGAAACCUUUUUCCUGCUCAGUUUGUGGUCAAAGAUUCUUUGUGAAGGGAAGCUUAAAAAUACACACAAAAAUUCACACUGGUGAGAAAAAUUUUUCCUGCUCAGUUUGUGGUAAAAGAUUCACUCAGAAGGGAUAUUUAAAAGUACACACAAGAACCCACACUGGUGAGAAACCUUUUUCCUGCUCAGUUUGUGGUCAAAGAUUCUCUGUGAAGGAAAGCUUAAAAAUACACACAAGAACCCACACUGGUGAGAAACCUUUUUCCUGCUCCGUUUGUGGUCAAAGAUUCUCUGAAAAGGGAAGCUUAAAAAUACACACAAGAACGCACACUGGUGAGAAACCUUUUGCCUGCUCAGUUUGUGGUCAAAGAUUCUCUGUGAAGGGAAGCUUAGAAAUACACACAAGAACCCACACUGGUGAGAAACCUUUUUCCUGCUCAGUUUGUGGUCAAAGAUUCACUCGGAAGGGAAACUUAAAGAUACACACAAGAACACACACUGGAGAGAAACCUUUUUCCUGCUCCGUUUGUGGUCAAAGAUUCUCUGUGAAGGGAAGCUUAAAAAUACACACAAGAACUCACACUGGUGAGAAACCUUUGUCCUGCUCAGUUUGUGGUCAGAGAUUCCCUCGGAAGGGAAACUUAACACAACACACAAGAACCCACACUGGUGAGAAACCUUUUUGCUGCUCAGUUUGUGGUCAAAGAUUCUCUCAAAAGGGAAACUUAAAAAUGCACACCAGAACGCACACUGGUAAGAAACCUUUUUCCUGCUCCGUUUGUGGUCAAAGAUUCUCUGUGAAGGGAAGUUUAAAAAUACACACAAGAACUCACACUGGUGAGAAACCUUUUUCCUGCUCAGAUUGUGGUCAACGUUUCUCUUAUAAGUAUCAGGCUAAGACACACAAGUGUGCUGGUGAUAACAGCAGUGAUCAAGAAGCUUUUAAUGAAAAUGUAAAUGUUUAUUAUAAAACGUAAUGAAUACUGACUUACAAAAAUCUAGAUUCUUGUAUUCUGUGUACGAGCUUUUAUUGCAUUCUCUUCUUGUUGUCCAUAUAUUUUCGAAAAGCCUCCUGUGGGCAAGUCUUGCCAAUUAGCACUGGUGCCAAAAUCCUUUCAAGGGACUAGUUAAUGGUGAGAACAUUGGCACCUAUUCCAAGGUUCUGGAUUCAAAUGAUGUGUACAGGGAACCCCCCUCUCCAAAAUAGAGUCAGUAGUCAUUUUAUAAUCGUUUACUGAUGAAAAAUUUGAUUUUCAACCAGAUUUUGGCCCGUCCACAUUUUGGACAUCAGCCUGUCACAGCCUGACACAUAACGAGCAGGUGCCGAUUACAAUUGCUUAUUGAACUUCUGUAUUUUGCAGGGUGUCAUUUUUGCCCGUAUUGAAAGUCUGGAUGUAUUUUUUUUGACAAUAAUUAGUGAAAUAUGUUGGAAGGCUUGUUGCUUAAAAAUCAACCGUUGAAAUGCCUCCUUGAGAAAAGAAGACAGCCACGUCAUCCCGCAUGAAGUAAUUCUUGCAGCUUCAUUUCCUCAUACGUCAGCUCCAUUUUGAAUUGAUUGCACCACAAAUGUGUAGUAUGUAUCUGUGUAUAUGUAUGUAUAAAUCACAAAGGCGUUUCCGUAGGCGGCAUUGUGUGACAGACGUGGACUUCGGCUGGCUGUCAUAAUGUCGGAUGACCCAUGACGAGGGUCUCCCGGCCGAACGUGUUACGUCACUUGAUGUCCCGAAACUGCAGCUGAUCUGAUUUGAUCUUAUCUGAUCCAUAAAAUCUCAAAUAUCGGGCUGAUGUAAUAUUUUCAGAGAUUGAAGUUGCCUUGAGUAAAGAUGUCCGUAUAAAUUUUGGUGAUGAUUGUUGAGACUUUUGGGAUAUUAAGCCACAUUUCUUGGGUUCAUGCAUGAGGCUUGCAAGGAUGUAGCACUCGCCCGCCGUGUUCAUUUUAAUGAUGACAUCCUAAUAAAUUUGCGAUUUUUCAGCACAAUUAAUUGGUGAUUGAACAUAAUUUUGGGGUACUAGCUGUUGUUCAUGUGGUGCAAUGAUAUAUGACAGGAAUGUAAGAGAUAUAAUACCAACUUGAACAAAGUGGUGUUUGGAAACUCUAGCAAGCUUUUUUUUUUUUUUUUUCCUCUUUUCUUCUUCCCUGAAAAGUUGUCAUUUUGAAGGUGAGGAGAUUCCACCUGACAGAUAUGAUAUAUAAAAUGCAUACACGAAAAAUACCUAAAAUGAACUUGUUCGUGAAAUAUGGACCAUGAAGACCCAUACUUCCUUUAAGCAAUGCAUGCAUGUUGUCAAAUGUUUUAGUGAUGUCACUAUCAAAUAAGUGAAUGAUUGACAGAAAUAGACUGUAAAGAAACUGACUUUUGGUGGUAAACUGUAAAGUGUAUAUGUGAUCCUUAAUAAACUACACCUCUUAAAAAGUGAGUAUGACUUCUAUAUCAAAUCCAUUUCCCCCAUGAAAAAGAAUUGAAAUGUCUUGAAUAAUUGGAAACCUCCCAGAAACAAAACUGUCGCAACCGAAAGCAAAAAAUGGCCCAAGCGACACGGCCUCAGUGGAAAAAAAACUGCAAAGCUUCCCUGGCUCCCGCCCCGUGACUUCCGUGAGACACUUCUUCAUAAAAGUAACACAAAGUACUCGUAAAAUAAAGUUUCCAUAACUGGUUAGUUAUUUCCGAUUGUCAUGAUACAUUUCCAAGGGCAUAUUUCCCAAUAUGUUUUUUUAUUGAAUUUUUUAUGUUGUUUGACGCUACAACCGUUCCGUUUCUUGGCAGUGAAGAUUUCCAUAUGAGCAAAAUAUUUAG
Messenger RNA from Phycodurus eques (leafy seadragon), 4157 nucleotides. Its product is annotated as gastrula zinc finger protein XlCGF57.1-like. The record is from RefSeq and is a predicted model, not a curated record. The coding region runs from base 669 to 2339 and encodes 556 amino acids. Lineage: Eukaryota; Metazoa; Chordata; Actinopteri; Syngnathiformes; Syngnathidae. The transcript has 3 exons.